AUGCGGGGCCCGCUGGGCACCGAGGAGGAGCUGCCGCGGCUGUUCGCGGACGAGAUGGAGAACGAGGACGAGAUGUCAGAAGAAGAAGAUGGUGGCCUUGAAGGCUUCGAUGACUUUUUCCCUGAGGAGCCCGUGAGCCUUCCCAAGAAGAAGAAGUCCAAGAAGCUCAAGGAGAACAGGUCCAAAGGGAAGAGGAAGAAGAAAGAGGGGAGCAAUGAUGAGCUGUCGGAAAAUGAAGAGGAGCUGGAGGAGAAGUCGGACAGCGAGGGCAGUGACUACUCCCCAAAUAAAAAGAAGAAGAAAAAACUCAAGGACAAGAAGGAGAAAAAAGCCAAGCGAAGAAAGAAAGAUGAUGACGAGGACGACAACGACGACGGAGGCCUCAAGGAGCCCAAGUCCUCGGGGCAGCUCAUGGCCGAGUGGGGCCUGGACGACGUGGACUACCUGUUCUCGGAGGCCGACUAUCACACGCUGACCAACUACAAGGCCUUCAGCCAGUUCCUCAGGCCACUCAUCGCCAAGAAGAACCCGAAGAUCCCCAUGUCCAAAAUGAUGACCGUCCUGGGCGCCAAGUGGCGAGAGUUCAGCGCCAACAACCCCUUUAAGGGCAGCUCGGCGGCGGCAGCCGCGGCGGCAGUGGCCGCGGCUGUGGAGACGGUCGCCAUCGCGCCUCCGCUGGCCAUCAGCCCCCAGCAGGCACCCCAGCCUGUGCCCGUCCGCAAGGCCAAGACCAAGGAGGGCAAGGGGCCUGGAGUGAGGAAGAAGAUCAAAGGCUCCAAGGAUGUGAAGAAGAAGGGCAAAGGGAGAAAGGUGGCCGGGCUCAAGUUCCGCUUCGGAGGGGUUGGCAGCAAGAGGAAGAAAGGCUCCUCGAGCGAGGAGGAGGAGCGGGAGGAGUCGGACUUCGACAGCGCCAGCAUCCACAGCUCCUCCGUGCGCUCCGAGUGUUCUGCCCUGCUGGGGAGGAAGAGCAAGAGGAGGCGCCAGAAGAAGAGAAUUGAUGAUGGUGAUGGCUAUGACACGGACCACCAGGACUACUGUGAGGUGUGCCAGCAGGGUGGGGAGAUCAUCCUGUGCGACACCUGCCCGAGGGCCUACCACCUCGUCUGCCUGGACCCAGAGCUGGAGAAAGCCCCCGAGGGCAAGUGGAGCUGUCCCCACUGUGAGAAGGAGGGGAUCCAGUGGGAGCCGAAGGACGACGACGACGACGACGACGAGGGCGGCUGCGAGGAGGAGGAGGACGACCACAUGGAGUUCUGCCGCGUGUGCAAGGACGGCGGCGAGCUGCUCUGCUGCGACGCCUGCCCCUCCUCCUACCACCUGCACUGCCUCAACCCGCCGCUGCCCGAGAUCCCAAACGGUGAAUGGCUCUGCCCGCGCUGUACUUGUCCCCCGCUGAAGGGCAAAGUCCAGCGGAUCCUGCACUGGAGGUGGACAGAGCCCCCAGCCCCCUUCAUGGUGGGGCUGCCGGGGUCCGACGUAGAGCCUGGCGUUCCACCACCCAAGCCCCUAGAGGGCAUCCCGGAGAGAGAGUUCUUUGUCAAGUGGGCUGGGCUCUCCUACUGGCACUGCUCCUGGGUGAAGGAGCUACAGCUGGAGCUCUACCACACGGUGAUGUAUCGCAACUACCAAAGAAAGAACGACAUGGACGAGCCACCGCCCUUUGACUACGGAUCUGGCGAUGAGGAUGGCAAGAGCGAGAAAAGAAAGAACAAGGACCCUCUCUACGCCAAGAUGGAGGAGCGCUUCUACCGCUAUGGCAUCAAGCCCGAGUGGAUGAUGAUCCACCGCAUCCUGAACCACAGCUUCGACAAAAAGGGGGAUGUGCAUUACCUGAUCAAGUGGAAAGACCUGCCCUACGACCAGUGCACCUGGGAGGUUGACGACAUUGACAUCCCCUACUACGACAACCUGAAGCAGGCCUACUGGGGCCACAGGGAAUUGAUGCUGGGGGAGGACGCCAGGCUGCCCAAGAGGCUGGUCAAGAAGGGCAAGAAGCUGAAGGACGACAAACAGGAGAAGCCCCCGGACACGCCCAUUGUGGAUCCCACGGUCAAGUUUGACAAGCAGCCGUGGUACAUCGACUCCACGGGCGGCACACUGCACCCGUACCAGCUGGAGGGCCUUAACUGGCUGCGCUUUUCCUGGGCCCAGGGCACCGACACCAUCCUGGCCGAUGAGAUGGGUCUGGGCAAGACAGUGCAGACCAUCGUCUUCCUCUACUCCCUGUACAAGGAGGGCCACUCCAAGGGGCCCUACCUGGUCAGCGCGCCCCUGUCCACCAUCAUCAACUGGGAACGCGAGUUUGAGAUGUGGGCGCCCGACUUCUACGUGGUCACCUACACGGGGGACAAGGAGAGCCGCUCUGUGAUCCGGGAGAACGAGUUCUCGUUUGAGGACAACGCCAUUCGGAGUGGGAAGAAGGUGUUCCGGAUGAAGAAAGAAGUGCAGAUCAAAUUCCACGUCCUGCUUACCUCCUACGAGCUCAUCACCAUCGACCAGGCCAUCCUGGGCUCCAUCGAGUGGGCCUGCCUCGUGGUGGAUGAGGCCCACCGGCUCAAGAACAACCAGUCCAAGUUCUUUAGGGUCCUGAACAGCUACCAGAUCGAUUACAAGCUGCUGUUGACGGGCACCCCCCUUCAGAACAACCUGGAGGAGCUCUUCCACCUCCUCAAUUUCCUGACUCCAGAGAGGUUCAACAACCUGGAGGGCUUCCUGGAGGAGUUUGCCGACAUCUCCAAGGAAGACCAGAUCAAGAAGCUGCAUGACCUGCUGGGGCCGCACAUGCUAAGGCGGCUCAAGGCUGAUGUAUUCAAGAACAUGCCGGCCAAGACCGAGCUGAUCGUCCGCGUGGAACUGAGCCAGAUGCAGAAGAAGUACUACAAGUUCAUCCUCACGCGGAACUUCGAGGCGCUGAACUCCAAGGGGGGCGGGAACCAGGUGUCACUGCUCAACAUCAUGAUGGACCUGAAGAAGUGUUGCAACCACCCUUACCUCUUCCCCGUGGCUGCUGUGGAGGCCCCUGUCCUGCCCAAUGGCUCCUAUGAUGGCAGCUCCCUGGUCAAGUCUUCAGGGAAGCUCAUGUUGCUGCAGAAGAUGCUCAAGAAACUGCGGGACGAAGGGCACCGUGUACUUAUCUUCUCCCAGAUGACCAAGAUGCUGGACCUCCUGGAGGACUUCCUGGAGUAUGAGGGCUACAAAUAUGAGCGGAUUGAUGGUGGCAUCACCGGGGGCCUCCGGCAAGAGGCGAUUGACAGAUUCAACGCCCCUGGGGCCCAGCAGUUCUGCUUCCUCCUCUCGACCCGGGCAGGUGGCCUGGGCAUCAACCUGGCCACGGCGGACACGGUCAUCAUCUACGACUCAGACUGGAACCCGCACAAUGACAUCCAGGCCUUCAGCCGUGCCCACCGCAUCGGGCAGAACAAGAAGGUGAUGAUCUACCGCUUCGUGACGCGGGCCUCGGUAGAGGAGCGCAUCACGCAGGUGGCCAAGCGCAAGAUGAUGCUCACCCACCUGGUGGUGCGGCCUGGCCUGGGCUCCAAGUCCGGCUCCAUGACCAAGCAGGAGCUGGACGACAUCCUCAAGUUCGGCACGGAGGAGCUCUUCAAGGACGACGUGGAGGGCAUGAUGUCUCAGGGCCAGAGGCCCGCCACGCCCAUCCCUGAUGUCCAGUCCUCCAAAGGGGGAGCCCUGGCCGCCAGCGCGAAGAAAAAGCACGGCAGCACCCCGCCAGGUGACAACAAGGACGUGGAGGACAGCAGUGUGAUCCACUAUGAUGAUGCGGCCAUCUCCAAGCUGCUGGACCGCAACCAGGACGCCACGGACGACACGGAGCUGCAGAACAUGAAUGAAUACCUGAGCUCCUUCAAGGUGGCGCAGUACGUGGUGCGCGAGGAGGACGGCGUGGAGGAGGUGGAGCGGGAGAUCAUCAAGCAGGAGGAGAACGUGGACCCCGACUACUGGGAGAAGCUGCUCCGGCACCACUAUGAACAGCAGCAGGAGGACCUGGCCCGCAACCUGGGCAAAGGCAAGCGCAUCCGCAAGCAGGUCAACUACAACGACGCCUCCCAGGAGGACCAGGAGUGGCAGGACGAGCUCUCGGACAACCAGUCCGAAUAUUCCAUUGGAUCCGAGGACGAGGACGAGGACUUUGAAGAAAGGCCGGAAGGGCAGAGUGGACGGCGACAAUCCAGGAGGCAGCUGAAGAGCGACAGGGACAAGCCCCUGCCCCCGCUUCUCGCCCGGGUCGGCGGCAACAUUGAGGUGCUGGGCUUCAACGCCCGACAGCGGAAGGCCUUUCUGAACGCCAUCAUGCGCUGGGGCAUGCCCCCCCAGGACGCCUUCAACUCCCACUGGCUGGUGCGGGACCUUCGCGGGAAGACUGAGAAGGAGUUUAGAGCCUAUGUGUCCCUCUUCAUGCGGCACCUGUGUGAGCCGGGGGCUGACGGCGCGGAGACCUUCGCCGACGGCGUGCCCCGCGAGGGCCUCUCCAGGCAGCACGUGCUCACGCGCAUCGGGGUCAUGUCACUAGUUAGGAAGAAGGUUCAGGAGUUUGAGCACGUCAAUGGGAAGUACAGCACCCCGGAUUUGAUCCCUGAGGGGCCCGAGGGCAAGAAGCCAGGCGAGGUCAUCUCCUCGGAUCCCACUACACCGGUGCCCGCCAGCCCUGCCCACCUUCUGCCUGCCCCGCUGGGCCUGCCAGACAAAAUGGAAGCCCAGCUGGGCUACUUGGAAGAGAAGGAGCUGGGGGUGCAGAAGCCAAAGAAGCCCCCGGAAAUCCAGGCCCUGCCAGCUGCCCUGGACAGAGCGGAGGGUGAGGGCAAGCACGAGAACUCGGAUGGCAAGGAGAGGGCCCGAGAGGAGCGACUGGAGGAGAUGGAGAAGGCCCAGCCCUCCCCAGAGCAGCUGCCGAAAGAAGAAGUGCUUGCUGAGAAGGAGAAGAUUCUGGACAAGUUGGAGCUGAGCUUGAUUCACAGCAGAGGCGAUGGCAGUGAUUUCAGGCCAGAUGACACCAAAGCCGAGGAGAAGGAGCCCAUUGAAACACAGCAAAAUGGUGACAAAGAGGAAGAUGAGGAGGGAAAGAGGGAGGACAAGAUCGGGAAGUUCAAGUUCAUGUUCAACAUCGCAGACGGGGGCUUCACAGAGCUGCACACACUGUGGCAGAAUGAGGAACGUGCUGCUGUGUCCUCGGGGAAAAUCUACGACAUCUGGCACCGGCGCCAUGACUACUGGCUGCUGGCGGGCAUCGUGACGCACGGCUAUGCCCGUUGGCAGGACAUCCAGAACGACCCGAGAUACAUGAUCCUCAAUGAGCCCUUCAAGUCCGAGAUCCACAAGGGCAACUACCUGGAGAUGAAGAACAAGUUCCUGGCCCGCAGGUUCAAGCUGCUGGAGCAGGCGCUGGUCAUCGAGGAGCAACUCCGGAGGGCCGCGUACCUCAACAUGACCCAGGACCCCAACCACCCCGCCAUGGCCCUCAACGCCCGCCUGGCCGAGGUGGAGUGCCUUGCCGAGAGCCACCAGCACCUGUCCAAGGAGUCCCUCGCCGGGAACAAGCCUGCCAACGCCGUCCUGCACAAGGUCCUGAACCAGCUGGAGGAGCUGCUGAGCGACAUGAAGGCGGAUGUGACGCGCCUGCCCUCCAUGCUGUCCCGCAUCCCCCCAGUGGCCGCCCGCCUCCAGAUGUCAGAGCGCAGCAUCCUGAGCCGCCUGACCAACCGAGCCGGGGACCCCACCAUCCAGCAGGGCGCUUUCGGCUCUUCCCAGAUGUACAGCAACAACUUUGGGCCCAACUUCCGGGGCCCUGGACCGGGAGGGAUUGUCAACUACAACCAGAUGCCCCUGGGGCCCUAUGUGACCGGUAGGUGCCCGUCUGCUUCCGGGCGGCAUGGGCGGGGGCGCCCGCGGGGCCCCAGGCAAGCCGAGCUCUCCUCUCUUUGCCGCAGAUAUCUAGCCGUCCCCGAGAUGUCCCUCUGCUGCCGGGCUCGUUUCCAGUGGAGCCGCGCCUCCCGGGCCCCCUGCCCGACCCCCGCAGGAGAGAAAAGCUGCCGCCUUUCUAGAGCCACGCCACCCGAGGACAGAAAGGGAAACGGAGAAAUGCCACCUCGUGGGGACGAGGCCACCUGAGCCCAGAAGUGCCACCUGCUCCUAACCCAAGUGCUCCCCACACCACCCCUCGGCCACCUCUGCCAGGACGACUUCCUAGAAGAGA
Messenger RNA from Physeter macrocephalus (sperm whale), 6208 nucleotides. It is a transcript of the gene CHD5, whose product is annotated as chromodomain helicase DNA binding protein 5. Gene Ontology annotation, cellular component: chromatin; nucleus. Bases 1 to 6123 code for a protein of 2040 amino acids. Gene Ontology annotation, molecular function: histone binding; ATP-dependent chromatin remodeler activity; ATP hydrolysis activity. Lineage: Eukaryota; Metazoa; Chordata; Mammalia; Artiodactyla; Physeteridae. The record is from RefSeq and is a predicted model, not a curated record. The transcript is spliced from 41 exons. Gene Ontology annotation, biological process: negative regulation of transcription by RNA polymerase II; chromatin remodeling.